UUGCGUGGGCGUUUACUAUAAAAACUCCUCUCCGGAACUGUCACAGCUCAUACCUGUGAAAAUGGCGAACAAGCUCAGAGUGGACGAACUCCGGACUCAACUGGCUCAACGUGGUCUUGAUACCUCUGGAACUAAGCCUGCUCUGGUUCUUCGACUAGAAUCCGCCUUUCGCGAUGAGGAAAAGUCGUUGAAAGGUAAGGAUGCUGCUGCGACCGAUAGGAAAAAGAGGGGGAGGGACUCGGAAGAUGCUAGAAACUCGGACGGAAGUGACUUAAUCAGAGAUGUGGAGAAGUUACGGGAAAUGAAUGUACAGCAACUGCGAGAUGAGGCGGUUCGUCGUGGCAUUGCUUCCACUGGUUCAAAGAAGGAGUUGCUGAAAAGGAUUUGUGAUGAUUGUGAGAAAAAGAAAGAGGAAGAAGCGGAAGAUAAAACUGACGCAUGUAAGGAUGGAAAUGUCGUCACCAAGGAGAAGAUUGUUACAGCGACCAAAAAGGGGUCAGCAGUACUGGAUCAGUGGCUUCCAGAUCAUAUCAAGGCACAGUAUCAUGUUCUACAAGUGGGUGAUGAAAUCUACGAUGCCAUGUUGAAUCAGACUAAUGUUGGAUUCAACAAUAACAAGUUUUAUGUGAUUCAAGCACUUGAAUCUGAUGGUGGUGGUUCUUACAUGGUUUACUCCAGGUGGGGAAGAGUAGGUGUGAAGGGACAAGACGAUAAACUAGGUCCUUACACAUCAAAAGAAAGGGCAAUACGAGAAUUCGAGCAAAAAUUCUUUUCUAAAACCAAGAAUUAUUGGUCGAACAGAAAAGAGUUUAUUUGUCGCCCAAAGAGUUAUACCUGGUUGGAGAUGGACUACAGCAAAAAUGAAAAAGAAUUAUCAGUCAACGAGAAACGUGGAUCUACUUCAGAGGUUCAACCUCGUGAAACACAACUUGAGCCACGCAUUGCAAAGUUCAUCUCUCUCAUUAGCAACAUGAAUAUGAUGAAGCAACAGAUGAUGGAAAUAGGGUACAAUGCUGAAAAGUUGCCACUUGGAAAGCUGAGUAAAUCUACAAUUUUAAAGGGUUAUGAGGUCUUGAAAAGGAUUGCUGAUGUGAUUAGCCAGUCAAACAGGAGUCAACUUGAGCAACUAAGUGGGGAAUUUUACACCGUAAUUCCACACGACUUUGGAUUUAAGAAUAUGCGGGAAUUUGUAAUUGAUACCCCUCAAAAAUUGAAAAGCAAGUUGGAAAUGGUUGAGGCGUUGGGUGAAAUUGAGCUAGCCACAAAAUUGUUGGAGGAUGUUAAUAGUAUCCAGGAGGACCCCUUGUCUUUUCAUUACCAACGUCUUCAUUGUGAACUGUCACCAGUUGAAGUUGAUUCUGAGGAAUUCUCUAUGGUUUCAAAGUACGCACAGAAUACACAUGCAAAAACACAUUCAAAGUAUACUGUUGAUAUUGUUCAAAUAUUUAAGUUAUCAAGAGAGGGAGAAAAUGAGCGUUUCAAGAAGUUUUCGAAUACAAAGAACAGGAAGCUCUUGUGGCAUGGUUCUCGGCUUACAAAUUGGACUGGCAUUCUGUCCCAAGGUUUACGCAUAGCUCCACCUGAAGCACCUGUAACAGGUUAUAUGUUCGGGAAGGGGGUCUACUUUGCUGAUAUGUUCUCAAAAAGUGCAAACUAUUGUUAUGCAUCUAAUGCCGCCACAACAGGCGUUCUGCUUUUAUGUGAGGUUGCGCUCGGCGACAUGGUUGAACUUCUAGACGCAAACUACGAUGCUGACAAGUUGCCCGAGGGGAAGCUGAGCACAAAAGGAGUUGGACAAACUGAACCGAACCCCUCCGAAGCUGUUACGCUUGAUGAUGGCAUUGUCGUUCCCUUGGGAAAACCAAAACAGGAUCAACAUCGUAAGGGUGCCUUAUUGUAUAAUGAGUAUAUAGUGUACAAUGUGGAUCAAAUUAGGAUGCGCUAUGUUCUUCAAGUGACUUUCAAUUUUAAACGCUGACGGGCAGCACGGGCAUUGCCCAUUUCUAUCUGCCAGUGUCCCAUCCUUUGGUCAGUGACGCUAUCUUAUGGUGAGUGAUUAGGGGAGCAGAAAGUAAUCUAUGUGAUGUAAUAUAGUUAAAAGAAGAAAUAAAGAUCUUGUCUCUCUAUCUCCUCC
This is a messenger RNA of Cucurbita pepo subsp. pepo (vegetable marrow), 2134 nucleotides long. RefSeq names its product poly [ADP-ribose] polymerase 2. The record is from RefSeq and is a predicted model, not a curated record. Gene Ontology annotation, molecular function: NAD+ poly-ADP-ribosyltransferase activity. Gene Ontology annotation, cellular component: nucleolus. Gene Ontology annotation, biological process: double-strand break repair; protein poly-ADP-ribosylation. NCBI's taxonomy places the organism in Eukaryota, Viridiplantae, Streptophyta, Magnoliopsida, Cucurbitales, Cucurbitaceae.